GCUCGUGGGUGAGCGUCUGGGAAGCGCUGCCAUGGCGUUUCGCAAGAAGAGCGCCAAGAACCCCCCGGUGCUGAGCCACGAAUUCAUCCUGCAGAACCACGCGGACCUCGUGGCCUGCGUGGGGAUGUUCUUCGUGCUGGGGCUGAUGUUCGAGGGCACGGCCGAGGCCUCCAUCGUCUUCAUCACCCUCCAGCACGGCGUCCCCUUCCCCGCGGCCGAGGAACGAGCCCCGGAAUCCAAGUUCCUGUACUACUACGGCGUCAAGGACCUGGCCACGGUGUUCUUCUACAUGCUGGUGGCGAUCAUCAUUCACGCCACCAUUCAGGAGUACGUGUUGGAUAAAAUCAACAGGCGAAUGCAGUUCCCCAAACCGAAACAAAGCCGCUUCAACGAGUCGGGCCAGUUUAGCGCCUUCUACCUCGUGUCCUGUAUCUGGGGCACAUUCAUCCUAGUUUCGGAAAACUGCCUGUCGGACCCAACCCUCUUAUGGAGGGCCCCUCCUCACAACAUGAUGACCUUUCAAAUGAAGUUUUUCUACAUAUCCCAGCUGGCUUACUGGUUCCAUGCCUUCCCUGAACUCUACUUCCAGAGGAUCAAAAAGCAGGACGUCCCCCGCCAGCUGGUCUACAUCGGCCUUCACCUCUUCCACAUCGCCGGAGCUUACCUGUUGUACCUGAACCACCUGGGCCUCGUCCUUUUGAUGAUGCACUACUUCGUGGAAUUCCUUUCCCACAUCUGUGACCUGUUCUACUUCAGUGACGACAGGUACCGCAAGGAGUUUUCCCUGUGGGCCGUUGUGUUCAUCCUGGGCCGGCUUGGGACGUUGAUCGUCUCGGUGGUGACUGUUGGCUUUCACCUGGCAGGAGGGCAGGCUCGGAACUCCGACGCCACCGCCGGGAACGUCAACGUGCUGGCCGCGAAAAUCGCGGUGCUCUCGUCCAGUUGCACCAUCCAAGCGUACAUAACCUGGAAUUUAUUUAAUGUCCAGCUUCAGAGGUGGAUGGAGGAAGACGCUACCCUGCAGGCCCCAAGUGUGAAGAAGAAACGGACUAAAGGGAGGUCUUCCAGAAAAGGAACAGAAAAUGGGGUGGCGACUGCGAACAGAGUAGACUCUCCCCAUAAAAGGAAAGAGAAACCUUCCUAAUGAGUUCCAAGCUGACUGACGCCUGGCCCCAAAGAAGUCUGCUCUGCUAUGACAUACCUGUGCGCUAGAGAUUUUUUCUGUUCUUGAAAAUAACUUGUGCUGUCUUCGAUUUGCUAUUGUUCUGAUUGUUCUGUGUAAUGUAUUCUUUUUUUUUUUUUUUAAAGGCAUUGGAGGGGAGGAUGAUUACUAUGAGUGGGGAAAAAAAUUUGAUAUGGACUAAGCUACUCAUCAUCAAGAUGGUUCAGGGAUCGCCACCAUAUUUUGUUUUGUUGCGUUGGAACAUUUUCUUAAUGAUUUGCAGAGAGGACUAAAAACUCCCGCCUAUCAGUGACACAGUUUCUUGCCCCUGCCAAUCUUUUAGAGCGGUCGCAAGGUGGUCUGGUAUUUUGAAUAUUCCCCUUUAGGGUAAAACGGAAUUAUUAUAAAGGUGGAACUCAACUUCAUUACGUUUUUCAGUGUUCUCUAAUUCUUAGAAUUUUUAAAUUUUUGUUUGAUUUUUUUUUUUUUUUUUUUUUUUUAGAACUUACAGCGGGAGGAGACAUUUGUUAAAACCACCAAAAUAAUGAUGCGUUUUAUAGAUAGCGGUUGUUAAUGUUACAUCCCCAUUAAAAAAAAAAAAAAAAACCACUAAUGGGUAAUAUGUGGAAAUUUAUUACCAUAUAUUGAAUUGAAAUAUCUUGAAUUAAUAUAAGAGUGUUACUGGAGAGGUAAAUCAUUCUUGUCCAUUUGAAACCCUUGUAAACUAGAAAUGAAAAAAAUUAAAUAUUUACUGUAAAAGGA
Molecule: messenger RNA, 1924 nt
Organism: Nyctereutes procyonoides (raccoon dog)
Lineage: Eukaryota; Metazoa; Chordata; Mammalia; Carnivora; Canidae
Gene: TRAM1L1
Product: translocation associated membrane protein 1 like 1
Exons: 1
Coding region: 32-1144 (370 amino acids)
Biological process (GO): protein insertion into ER membrane; SRP-dependent cotranslational protein targeting to membrane, translocation
Cellular component (GO): endoplasmic reticulum membrane
Source: RefSeq, a predicted model, not a curated record